This is a messenger RNA of Chrysochloris asiatica (Cape golden mole), 702 nucleotides long. It is a transcript of the gene CUNH5orf47, whose product is annotated as chromosome unknown open reading frame, human C5orf47. The record is from RefSeq and is a predicted model, not a curated record. Bases 1 to 702 code for a protein of 233 amino acids. NCBI's taxonomy places the organism in Eukaryota, Metazoa, Chordata, Mammalia, Afrosoricida, Chrysochloridae. The transcript has 5 exons.
AUGAACAACUGUGUCUUGGAAGAAGUACAGCUGGAAUACUCAGAAGUGCGAAUGAACCAGCCAGCCUCCAGUCCUCCACACCCCCUCCCGCCCCAUCACGUGGCCCGCCCCGCCCCGCCCCCAACCCUCGUGCGGGUCUUCGAGCCCAUCCGGGCCCUGAGGGCACGCAAGCGACGGUUGAGAGUUUGGGCAGCUAUGGCGGCGAGACAAGAGCGAGAACCGAACCUGACGCGCUUCGUCUAUGUGACCCGCUUCGGCUCGCACCGCUGUGGCGGCGUCCUUCAGCUGGGUAGCCGCGGGGCGCGGGGCCGUUGGCGCCCCAGGAUCAGGCUCGGGGCUGGCUGCAGCCAGAAGGAGCCGCGGGAAGCUGAGGCGGAGACCCAAGGCGGCGGCGGGGAGCUGGACCCCAGCGCCCGGCUCUCGGUCCCCGCCGCCUCUGCCUCCCAGCAGCAGAGAGCGUCGUCCAGGGCACACAGGGGUUCCAGGCCCGCAGCGGCAGCAGGUUUAACCCAGAAGAAUGUAACUAAAAAAUAUGAUUUCCCUAUACCUUUGAAUGAAGCUUCUAAAAUAAUGAAGACGAACAAGAAAGAGAUUUCAGUAUGGAAUGGAGUAUACAAAGUCAUUUGUAGAAUGCUUGAAGAAAAUGAAAAAUACAGACUCAGACUGAAUUCCCAACGAUUAUCUAAUAAAAGUAUAGCCUAA